This is a messenger RNA of Hypoxylon trugodes, 1536 nucleotides long. Its product is annotated as cytochrome P450. Lineage: Eukaryota; Fungi; Ascomycota; Sordariomycetes; Xylariales; Hypoxylaceae. The record is from RefSeq and is a predicted model, not a curated record. The transcript is spliced from 6 exons. Gene Ontology annotation, molecular function: iron ion binding; heme binding; monooxygenase activity. Bases 1 to 1536 code for a protein of 511 amino acids.
AUGGGGUCCAGCCUUCCCAACACCGAAAGCUUGUCCUUCGCACAUAUAAGCUACACUUUUAUUGCAAUCGCUCUAUUAUACCUGGGCUAUGAACUGCUCUCUCAUCCACUGAACCGCUAUCCCGGCCCGUUCUUCGCUAGGUUAACAAAUGGCUACGGGGCUUUCUUCGCCGUGAGGAGAUCUCUUCAUUUGGCUACAUUUAAAAACCAUCUAAAAUAUGGACCAGUCGUUAGGCAGGGACCAAAUAAACUUGUCUUUAAUUCUGUCACAGCUUUGAGAGAUAUUUAUCAUAGCGAAAAUAUCACCAAGCCUGUCACCUACUUAUCCAACCAAACGACUCCCGGGUCAUUUAACACCUGGAAUGCAUUGGAUAAUGGCCUGCAUAGCCGAAAGAGAAAACUCAGUGGCCCAGCGGUGAAUGACCGUUCUAUGCGAGCCUUUGAGCCCACAAUGGCUAAACAGGUCGACAUAUUCAUCCAACAACUAGCCCUUUGCCAAGGUACGCCGAUAGAUAUGAAGAUGCGGUGCAAUUACCUAGCCAUGGACGUCGUUGGCCUGCUCUCGUUUGGAUAUCCUCUACAUUCUCAAACAGACAGCAAAAAUCGAUUUCUCGCAGACGAAAUGGCCAGGGGUAACCGCCGUUUGAACAUCUACAUGCAGAUCCCAUUUAUUCCUAGGCAUCGUCUCCAGAUCCCAAUCAACUUGAUCUGGUACAAAUCACGAGAGGUGGUCUUCCGUCUGAUAGAGUCCAUGAUAAAGAGCCGCAUGAAGGCAGACCGACACGCCACGCAUGACUUGUACUCGUUCGUUGUGGAUGCUCUCAUGACCGAAGAAGGCAAAGAUCUUCGAAUCAACGAUCUUUGGAUGGAGGCGAUUCUUUUCAUCGUCGCAGGGGGCGACACAACCUCUACGGCUAUUUCCGCUACUUUCUUCUACCUGGCGCGACACCGGGAAUGCUAUAAGAGACUUUCUGAAGAGAUUAGAUCCACCUUCCAAAGCGGGAAAGACAUAGGCGGAAGCAAGCUGGCGAGCUGCCAGUACCUGCGCGCUUGCAUUGACGAAUCCCUAAGAAUGUCCCCACCGCUCCCAGGCAUUCUUUGGCGGGAGCAGUGCCCCGAUAAAGGCAACAACCCGCUUAUAAUUGAUGGACAUGUCGUACCGAAGGGAACCUAUGUUGGUGAAUACUUCCCGGACCCUUUCACCUUUAAACCAGAAAGAUGGCUAGAGCCACAAGGUCAAGAGGGAGCACCGGGCUCUCGGAAAGCAAUGCACAGCGCCUUCGUACCAUUCUCUAUCGGAUCUCGAGGAUGUGCGGGGAAGGCCAUGGCAUAUCUCGAGAUGAACCUUACCAUAGCCAAGACGUUGUGGUACUUUGACUUUGAGCCGGCUCCCGGGAAGCUCGGUAAUGUCGGGUUAAGCGAUCGAGGAGAGUUUCGCCUUUACGAUAUCUACCUAUCGACGCAUGACGGGCCGUGGUUGGUUUUUAACCCUCGGAGCACAUUGACUGAAGACUUUCCUGAGUUAGCAAGUAAGUGA